Erythranthe guttata (spotted monkey flower) is the source of this 1646-nucleotide messenger RNA. The record is from RefSeq and is a predicted model, not a curated record. NCBI's taxonomy places the organism in Eukaryota, Viridiplantae, Streptophyta, Magnoliopsida, Lamiales, Phrymaceae.
CGAGUAAGAAAACCAACAAAAAGCAAAUCAACAGACCAACCAAAAAGGAGGCAUCAUUCAAAGUUGGAAACCUCUGCUCAUGAAUUUCUCCGCCACAGUCAGCCCGCCAUUCACACACUCACACACACAUAAAUUAUAAAUACAUUAUACAAAUUACACACACACACACACACACACACUACCCCUCAACCAAUCGGGGCGGAGAGAUCCAUCCUGAACGAAUUACAGCAGAGCACCACCAUGGAGGUCAGAGCCAGAGCUCCCGGCAAAAUCAUCCUCGCCGGCGAACACGCCGUCGUCCACGGAUCCACCGCCGUCGCCGCCGCAAUCGAUCUCUACACCUACGUUUCUCUUCGCUUCCCUACUCCCGAUGAUGAUGAUGACGUUCUAAAACUCCACCUAAAGGAUCUUGACUUAGAAUUUUCUUGGCCCGUUGGAAAAAUUAAGGAAGUUCUGCCCGAACUAGGCAGCCAAGAUACUUCGACUCCUUCAUCGUGUUCGUUAGAGAUAACGAAAGCAAUUGCUUCCCUAGUGGACGUACUCAAUAUUCCCGAGGCUAAUACUGGACUUGCUUCAGGCGUUUCAGCUUUUCUUUGGCUGUACACAUCCAUUCACGGUACUAAGCCAGCUAAAGCUGUAGUGAACUCCGAGCUGCCAUUGGGCGCUGGAUUGGGUUCAUCUGCUGCUUUGUGUGUUGCGCUCUCUGCUGCACUCCUUGCUCUGUCGGACUCUACGAAAUUGGAUUUUAGCCAUCAAGGUUGGCAAAUGUUUGAAGACAGCGAGCUUGAACUCGUAAAUAAAUGGGCUUUUGAAGGUGAAAAGAUAAUCCACGGAAAACCGUCUGGGAUUGACAAUACAGUAAGCACCUACGGCAACAUGAUAAAAUUCAAAUCCGGCGAACUGACUAGCAUAAAGACAAACAUGCCCCUCAAAAUGCUCAUAACCAACACGAGAGUCGGAAGAAACACAAAGGCAUUAGUAGCUGGUGUGUCUGAAAGAACAACGAGGCAUUCUAGUACUAUGUCUUCCGUAUUCAACGCCGUUGAUUCCAUAAGCAACGAAUUUGCCGCUAUAAUUCAGUCGCCGGUUUCUGAUGAUCUUGCCAUAACGGAGAAAGAGGAGAAGCUCGGAGAAUUGAUGGAGAUGAGUCAGGGUUUGCUCCAGUGCAUGGGUGUGAGCCAUGCUUCAAUCGAAACUGUGAUUAGAACUACGCAGAAAUAUAAGUUAUCUACUAAGCUAACUGGAGCUGGUGGAGGAGGCUGCGUUUUGACCCUUCUGCCAACUUUAUUAUCAGGGACAGUGGUUGAUAAAGUAAUUGCCGAGCUGGAAUCUUGUGGGUUUCAAUGUUUUAUUGCGGGUAUUGGUGGAAGAGGAAUGGAGAUUAGCUUUAGCGGUUCUUCGUAAUCGGAGCGAAGAAGUAACAAUCGAAAGUGUAAGAUUUGAACCUUUUUUAUCUGAAAAAAAUUCAAAUAAUAAUUUGCAGAGGUAAGCCAGCCCUCUUUAGUUUUUUUUUUUUUUUUCUUGUUUUUUUUAAAUGUCUGUACCGAUGUACGUUUGUAUUAGUUGUGCUAAUUGAUUUUCAGUUGUAUGAAAUGGUACGUGCAUCCUUGUUAGGUACUUGGUUUAGUAUCAUAUUUUGGUCGUGA